Molecule: messenger RNA, 441 nt
Organism: Amoebophrya sp. A25
Lineage: Eukaryota; Dinophyceae; Syndiniales; Amoebophryaceae
Source: the annotation of a GenBank genome assembly
AUGAAGGCACAGAACGUUUUAGGCGUCGUACGUGGCAUUAUUGCUGGUUACGAGGAUGAACCUUCUAGGCAUCCGCAUCUUCAUGGGGAUGAAUCUUCUACUAGGCAUGCCUUUGCUCAGCGAGCACAGGUUCCUCCAUUACGACACCUAGAGAAAAUUAGGAGGCCCACCACAACCACAACUGAGAAGACCAAGGCAGCCACACUCACAACAUCAGAACUGAUAAGCGACGAUCUUGCUUCGCAAGCAAGUUUGCAGAGUGGCCGAUUACACAGCGACGCCACGGAUCAUGGCAGUGACUCUGCGAGAGAGCAUGAACAUGAUGCUCAACAAGCAAAAGCAGGUGGGAGCAAAUCUUCCCUGACUGACGUGGAGACGAAGGCAUCAAGAAUAGGGGGUUCCCACAAUCACAAGGACACACAUCAGGCCACACAUGUGACC